AUGGGGAAGCUGGUGCGCCUGGAGGUGUACAACUUCAAGUCCUACCGCGGCCGCCACACCCUCCUCUUCGCCGACUCGUACUUCACCUCCAUCAUCGGCCCCAAUGGCUCCGGCAAGUCGAACAGCAUGGACGCCAUCUCCUUCGUCCUCGGCGUCCGCUCGUCCCAGCUGCGGUCGGACAAGCUGCAGGACAUGGUCUACCGCGGCAGGAUCAUCCGCGACGCCAACAUCAACGCCGACGGCACCGCGACCGACGGCCAUGCCAACCCCGAGUCCCACGCCGACACCCACUCCGGCACACAGGCCGAGAACCCGCAGAACGCCUGGGUCAAGGCCGUCUACGAGGACGACGCCGACCAAGAGCACGAGUGGCAGCGCACCAUCACACCCUCCGGCGCAAGCGAGUACCGCAUCAACCGCCGCCAGGUCACCGCCAAGGAGUACAACGACGCCCUCGAGGAGCACAGCAUCCUGGUCAAGGCCAGGAACUUCCUCGUCUUCCAGGGCGACGUCGAGAAGAUCGCCACCAUGGCCCCGGACAAGCUCACCGAGCAGGUCGAGCGCAUCUCUGGAUCCCUCGAGCAAAAGCCCGACUACGACAGGCUCAAGGCCGACUCCGAGGCCGCCGCCGAGGACAACGCAAAGCACCUCCACGAGCGUCGCGCCAUCAACGGCGAGCUCAAGACCUACCAGGAGCAAAAGGCCGAAGCAGACGAGUACGAGCGCAAGCUGGCCGAGCGCGACGAGGCCGUCGUCACCAAGACGCUGUGGAAGCUGUUCCUCUACCAGCAGACCAUGGAGAAGGCGCGCGACAAGAUUGCCUCCCACCAGGAGGAACUGAAGGAGCACAAGCGCAGCGUCGAAAAGUACCACACCAAGCACGAGCAGGAAAGACAGGCCGAGGCCAAGGUCAAGCGCGACGUGAGCAAGACGGAUCGCAGCAUCAAGGACAAGGAGAAGCAGAUCGAGGACACCACCAACGAGCUCGCUCCAGUCGACGAGACCAUCCGCCUGCUCAACCACCAGCGCCAGAAGAACGACUCGGUGCUUGCCGACCUCAGGAAGAAGCGAGACACCGAAGCACAGCAGGUGCAAAAGGUCAAAAAGGACUUGGAUCUGGUGCAGAAAGCCGAGAAGAAGUGGGAGGACGACUUCAGGGCGGCCUCCCAGCGACAGGGCCGCGAGCUUUCCCAGCAGGACCUCCAAGAGUACAAUCAGCUCCGCGGCGACGUUGUGAAGCGCACCCACGCCGACCAGAUGCAGAUCGACCGGCUGAAGCGAGAGGUCGACACGGAUCGUGAUCACGUUAGGAACCUGCAGCAAAGCGUCGACACGCACGAGAAGGCGGCAGCGCGCCUGAGUGCUGACAUUGGCCGCCUCGAAGAGCGACACAAGGAGCAAAAGUCCCAGAUCAAGGAACUCGAGUCGGCCAGGAACGCUAAGCAGAAAGAGCUGGACAAGCUCCGCGCUGAUCGUCGACAGCUGGAGCUGAACUACCAAGAGAAGAACCAGAUGCUGCAGGAAUCCGCCACGCAGCUCAGCAUCGUCGAGGGAAGCCGGCGCGAAUCGCGAAAGCAGCAAGAAGCCCGCAAGGCCAUCGAGCGACUGCGCGUUCGCCUCGGUCCUGACAAGGUGCACGGCCGGUACCGCGACCUCAUCACCCCCAAGCAAGCCAAGUACCGCAAGGCGAUGGGCCGAGUGCUGGGUCCUCAGAUGGAGACCGUCAUCGUCGACACCGAAGCCACUGCCAAGGAGUGCAUUGCUUACCUCAAGCAGGAGCGCAUCGGCAUCAUGUCCUUUGACCCACUCGACUCCAUCCAGAUCAAGGCCGUCGACUCGCAACUCAAGGGCAUGCACAAAGGCAUGCGCCUGGCCAUCGACUGCAUCAACUACGAACCGAAGCAUGAGCGCGCCAUGACCGCAGCGUGCGGUAACACGAUGAUCUGUGACACCGAAAAGAUCGCCAAAGAGCUCAGGUAUGAGCGUCGUGUGCAGGCCAAGGCGGUAACACUGGACGGUCGUGUCAUCAGCAAGGGUGGAACCCAGACGGGUGGCGAGCUGGAUCGUGACGACGACGGCGGCGAGCAGGCGUGGGACGAGAAGUCGUACCAGACACUCCGCGACCGUGUCGAUUCGAUACAGAAGGAGCUUGCCAACCUCCCUAAACUCGAGGGUUCGCGACAACAAGAGCAGACGAUCGAGGCUGAGCUGCUAGACCUGACCGAUCAAGUCAGACGCGCACAGGACGAAACCAAGGCCCUGUCACGCAACAUCGAUAGCCUGAAGAAAGAACUGGCCCACCACAAGAGCGAACUGAGAGGCGUACGACCGAACCUAGAUCAGCAGACGCAGCGACUGCGAAACAGAGAGGACGAGCUCAGAGGCUUCCAAGACUCGGUCAACCAAGUCACCGACGGUGUGUUUGCCACCUUCUGCCAAAGACUCGGCUACGCGUCCAUUCGAGACUACGAGGACCAGCAGGGCACAGUCCAGCAGGAGGCUGCCGAGAAGCGUCUCGAGUUCACCAGACAGCGCAGCAAGCUCUCGUUCCUGCUCAAGCAGCUCGAGUCUUCGCUCCAGGGCAUCGAGGACCGUCUUCAAGUGGCCGAGAGCAAGAUUGGGCGAAUCGAUGCUCAGCUUGCAGAGCACCAGGCGAAGCAAGAGGAGCUGCAGAACUCGAGAGAUGUUCUCGAGGCCGAGCUAGAGGAGCUGCAAGAGAAGCGCCAAGCUUUGGAGGAGAAGCUGACCGCACGAGCUGUUGCUGUCAAGGAAGCACGCCGUGCCCUCGAUCAGCGCAACGAAAAGGUCAAGAAGGUACUGAGGGAGGUUGACGUGGAAGAAGCCAAGAUCAAGACGAGCGCAACGAGCCGAUACAACACGCUCAAAGAGUGCAGGGUGAACGAGAUCCACAUCCCGCUUACACCCGACUCCAACCCCCUCACCUCGUUGCCCAUGACGGAUCUGCCUCGCCCUGAUGCGGACGCCAUGGAUGUUGACGAGGACCCUGACAACACACAGAUCCAGCAACCAGAGGUGGACGACUACGGUAUCGACGUCGACUUCGAAGAGCUCGAGGAAGAGCUCAAGACUGAGCUUCUCGAGAUACUCGAAAACGAGGACUCGCAAGACGACAAGGUCCAGUCCGCCGUCCUCUCCGCCCUGCGUGAAGCCGAAGCCCGUCUCACCGACACAAUCACCCGCCUGGAGACGGACAUUUCAAAAGCAACACCCAACAUGCGCGCCGGCGAGCGUCUAGCAGCCACCGAAGCGCGCCUCGCGGCCGUCGACGCCGACUUUGCCAGCACGCGCAAGCGAGCAGCCACAGCCAAGAAGGCGUUUGAAGACGUAAAGCAGCGGCGCCACGACCUCUUCAUGAAAGCCUUCAACCACAUCUCCGAGAACAUUGGCGGCACCUACAAGGACCUGACCAAAUCCCCCCAGUUCCCUCUCGGCGGGCAAGCGUACCUCGACAUGGAAGACAGCACGGAGCCGUACCUAGCGGGGCUAAAAUACCACGCCAUGCCCCCGCUCAAGCGCUUCCGCGACAUGGAGCACCUCUCCGGCGGCGAGAAGACGAUCGCUGCCCUCGCCCUGCUCUUCGCCAUCCACAGCUACCAACCGAGUCCCUUCUUCGUGCUCGAUGAAGUCGACGCCGCCCUCGACAACGUCAACGUCAGCCGCGUCGCAAAGUACGUCCGCGAGCACGCCAGCCCGGGCAUGCAGUUCAUCGUCAUCAGCCUGAAAGCCGGCUUCUUCCAGGAGAGCGAGACGCUCGUGGGCGUCAUGCGCGAUCAGAGCAAGAUGACGAGCCAGUACCUCAGUUUAGACUUGAGGAAAUACCCGGCGUGA
Ascochyta rabiei is the source of this 3849-nucleotide messenger RNA. RefSeq names its product Structural maintenance of chromosomes protein 1. Gene Ontology annotation, molecular function: protein binding; ATP hydrolysis activity; ATP binding. The record is from RefSeq and is a predicted model, not a curated record. Gene Ontology annotation, cellular component: nucleus; cohesin complex; chromosome. Lineage: Eukaryota; Fungi; Ascomycota; Dothideomycetes; Pleosporales; Didymellaceae. Gene Ontology annotation, biological process: sister chromatid cohesion. Bases 1 to 3849 code for a protein of 1282 amino acids. The transcript has 4 exons.